GCUGUCAGUCUUGCUGCUCACAUGUUGGUUUGCCUGGGCUGGGAGAGCUGGGGAGAGAACGAUGCAAGGAGUCGGCUGGGGAGCUGCCCUGACAAUCCAUCCCAUGUCUGUGCGCUGCUGCUAGCCGCCCGAUGCCUUCAAUCCAUGGCUGCCCGCCUGCCGCCUCUCCCCUGAGCUCGCUGGCCAUGCUCUAUAGACCCGGGGGCGGCGGCCACCUGACAGCGGUGGGCUUCCUCCUGCUAACUUUCUGGCUUCAGGCUUCCCAGUCCACGGGUUAUUUCGAGCUGCAGCUGAACUCGCUGAAGAAUGUCAACGGAGAAUUGUUGAGCGGGGAAUGCUGCGAUGAUCUGAAGAGCGCCCACAACCAGGACUGCACCAAGGAUGAAUGUGACACCUAUCUCCGAGUGUGCCUCAAGGAGUUUCAGGCCAAGAUCACCCCCACUGGACCGUGCAACUACGGUUCUGGACUUACUUCGGUGCUUGGUGGAAAUAUUAUCUAUAUGAACAACAAAUUCAACCAGCAGGGUAAAAACCCUGGGGAGAACGGCAGGAUUAUUAUCCCUUUCCAGUUUGCAUGGCCGAGAUCGUUUACAUUAAUUUUGGAGGCUUGGGACUGGGAUAAUGACACUAAAGUGGAUGAGAGCCUCUUGAUCGACCGUGUUCCUCAUGCUGGAGUCAUCAACCCCGAAGACCAGUGGACACCCUUGGUCUUACAUGGCCACGUUGCUCACUUUGAUGUGAAAAUCAGAGUCAAAUGUGAUGAAAAUUACUAUGGAGUAAUGUGCAACAAGCUUUGCCGGCCAAGGAAUGACUUUGUUGGCCACUAUACCUGUGACCAUAAUGGCAACAAGGCUUGCAUGGAUGGCUGGAUGGGGGAAGAAUGUAAACAAGCUAUUUGCAAGCAAGGAUGCGACUUGUUGCAUGGUGGAUGCUCUGUUCCUGGGGAGUGCAAGUGCCAUUAUGGAUGGCAAGGUGACUACUGUAGCAAGUGCGUUCCAUACCCCGGCUGUGUACAUGGGAGUUGCCGAUUGCCAUGGGAGUGUAACUGCGAGACAAACUGGGGCGGCCUCCUCUGCGAUAAAGAUCUCAACUACUGUGGAACUCAUCAUCCUUGUUUAAAUGGUGGAACAUGCAUGAAUACAGAGCCUGACAAAUAUCAUUGUGCUUGUGCUGAUGGAUAUUCCGGGAAGAACUGUGAAAUAGCUGAACAUGCCUGUGCCUCCAACCCCUGUGCUAAUGAUGGCGUCUGUCAUGAAGUCUCCACUGGAUUUGAGUGCCAUUGUCCUCCUGGUUGGACUGGACCCACCUGUGCAAUUGACAUUGAUGAAUGUGAAUCCAACCCUUGUGCGAGUGGAGGAAUCUGUAAAAACCUAAUUAAUGGCUUUGAGUGCCUUUGUCCUCCACAGUGGGCUGGAACCACCUGUCAGCUGGAUGCUAAUGAGUGUGAGGGAAAACCCUGUUUUAAUGCUUAUUCUUGCAGAAAUCUGAUUGGUGGAUAUUACUGUGUCUGCAUUCCAGGAUGGACAGGAAUUAACUGUCACAUUAAUAUUAACGAAUGCCGUGGCCAGUGUCAAAAUGGAGGCAUUUGCAAGGACAAGUUAAACGGCUACCGGUGCAUUUGCCCUCGGGGCUUUGUUGGGAAGAACUGUGAGGUAGAGGUGAAUGAAUGCUCUAGCAACCCAUGUCAGAAUGGAGGAGUGUGUGAAGACCUGGUCAAUGGUUUUCACUGCGGCUGUCCACUCGGCUAUGCUGGCACCACAUGCGAGGUCGAUAUUGACUUGUGUGACCCUAACCCAUGCCAGAAUAAAGCCCCAUGCUACAACCUACGUGGAGAUUAUUACUGUGCAUGCUCUGAUGAUUUCGAUGGAAAGAAUUGUUCUCAUCUUAAAGAUCACUGCAAAGAUGGAUCUUGCAAAGUCAUAGACAGCUGUACAAUAGCGAUUUCUACUAAUGCCACCCAGGAAGGUAUCCGUUACAUCUCUUCCAAUGUCUGCGGGCCUCACGGACGCUGCAUUAGUCUGCCUGGAGGGAAUUUCACCUGUUCCUGCAACCGAGGCUUCACUGGGGCCUAUUGCCAUGAGAACAUAAAUGACUGUCUUGGAAAUCCCUGCAAGAAUGGCGGCACUUGUACCGAUGAAAUUGACUCGUUUAAGUGUUUUUGUCCAAACGGUUGGGGUGGAGAGUUUUGUGACAUAAAUUACAACGACUGUAACCCCAAUCCAUGCCAGAAUGGUGGUCGGUGCAUUGACCUGGUCAACGAUUUUGUCUGCCAGUGUGAGAAUGGAUGGAAGGGCAAAACCUGUCACUCACGUGAAUACCAGUGCGAUUCAAACACCUGCAGUAAUGGGGGUACAUGCUACGAUACCGGAGACACCUUCCACUGCCUUUGCACUUCAGGAUGGGAAGGAGCCACUUGUAAUAUUGCCAAGAACAGCAGCUGCCUUCCCAACCCCUGUGCAAAUGGUGGUACUUGCGUGGGCAACGGAGAUUCCUUCUCUUGUAUGUGUAAAGAAGGUUGGGAGGGACGUACCUGCACGCAGAAUACCAAUGAUUGCAAUCCCUACCCAUGUUACAAUGGUGGAAUUUGUGUUGAUGGUGUGAACUGGUUUCGCUGUGAAUGCGCACCUGGAUUCGCUGGACCUGAUUGCAGGAUUAACAUCGAUGAAUGCCAGUCUUCCCCUUGUGCAUACGGUGCCACUUGUAUAGAUGAAAUAAAUGGCUACAAGUGCACCUGCCCUUCAGGACGAGCUGGGCUGCGCUGCCAGGAAGUGAUUGGCUUUGGAAGAUCUUGUUGGCUGAAAGGAACACAGUACCCUCACGGAAGCAAAUGGGAUGAGGAAUGCAAUAUCUGUCACUGUCUGGAUGGGGCUAUUGAGUGUACCAAGACUUGGUGUGGCCGUAAGCCCUGUUUGCCGGAAAAACGUCCUGAUAAGAGCCAGUGUCCCCAAGAUCAGGAAUGUGAGCCGAAGUUCUCAUCUGCAAAAUGCCUCCAACCACCAUGCAGAGAAUGGGGUGAAUGCAGCGCCCCCGACAGGCCUCAGAUUGUCAAAUGCUUGCCCAACACCGGCUACUUGGACAAUAACUGUGCCCGGAUAACCUUAAUCUUCAGUACCGAGAAAAUUCCACAGGGAACCACAGUAGAAAACAUUUGCUCGGAGAUCCGAUAUUUGCCAUCCAUUCGGACAGUAUCAAAAGACCAACAGCUUAUACUCCUGUGCGACUUCUCGUACUCAACGGAAAAAGCAGUAGAAGUUGCAGUAGCGUUUGUCUCACAAACUGAUAGUCAUGACAAGAGCCUUAUUCAAGACGCUGCCAAUACAAUCGUCAAUGCCAUCACCAAAAGGCAAAACAGUACGGUUAUGCAGGCCAUCAUGGAAGUGAAAGUUGAAACCGUUGUGGUGGAUGGCUCAAGUUCGGAUUAUCUUGUCCCAGUGCUUUGCGUUGUGUUUGGUAUCGUUUGGGUAACAUGCAUAAUCAUUUGUGUCUGGUGGAUGCGAAAGCGAAGAAAAGAGCGAGAGAGAAGGCGGGAAACCCGCGAAAAUGAAACAAACAACCAACGUCAGCCUUUGAACCCAAUUUGGAACCCAAUUGGGGUGCCUUAUAGAGACAUUCAAUAUGAAUGCAAAAACCUUCUUUACAACCAAAACAGAACUUCUGCCUCUGAUGAGGCGAUGAAAGAGGAUGUGGUGGAUAAAGAGGAGGACACAGGGGAGGAUGAGUGCCUCUCAGAGAAAUACUCAAAGACUUCUAUAAGCAUAGGAGACGCUGACUGCUCCAAAAAUUCCGCUGUAAAAAAACCGCAUCGGACAGACUACGACAAAAAGGUUAACACCUGUGUUAAAAAUGUGAACGCCCCCCACUGAAGGAAAAAAAAAGCCGGAGCUGUAGAAAAAGGACAUUGUGCCUAAGCUAGGAAUAAGACAAGGAGUGACAGAAUUCAUCUCCAAUAAGAGAAAUUGGUCCUUCUACCACUACCCCGGGGGUCUUUGGGUUCUUGCCUGGCAAUAUCCACCAAAGUCCCCUUUUUCAUCUGGACGUACAGUUCCGGACUAAAAUCUGGACUCUGUUAAUCUGUUAAUUUCUUUAUGUAAAAAAAAAAGUUAUUUUUUUCUAUUUUGUUGUUGUAGUCUUUCUACAUAAGUUAUUUGUGACAACAACAAAAAAAGACAAAAAAGA
Molecule: messenger RNA, 4176 nt
Organism: Nanorana parkeri
Lineage: Eukaryota; Metazoa; Chordata; Amphibia; Anura; Dicroglossidae
Gene: JAG2
Product: jagged 2
Exons: 26
Coding region: 132-3863 (1243 amino acids)
Biological process (GO): cell communication; establishment or maintenance of epithelial cell apical/basal polarity; Notch signaling pathway
Cellular component (GO): protein-containing complex; plasma membrane
Molecular function (GO): calcium ion binding; Notch binding
Source: RefSeq, a predicted model, not a curated record